Messenger RNA from Cryphonectria parasitica EP155, 732 nucleotides. RefSeq lists its product as uncharacterized. NCBI's taxonomy places the organism in Eukaryota, Fungi, Ascomycota, Sordariomycetes, Diaporthales, Cryphonectriaceae. Gene Ontology annotation, biological process: tricarboxylic acid cycle; mitochondrial respiratory chain complex II assembly; mitochondrial electron transport, succinate to ubiquinone. The record is from RefSeq and is a predicted model, not a curated record. Gene Ontology annotation, cellular component: mitochondrion. Bases 1 to 732 code for a protein of 243 amino acids. The transcript is spliced from 3 exons.
AUGAAUCCUCUCCAGCGCGCAGUCCGCCCCUCCACCGUCCGGCGCAUCCUCAAUGCCAACCUCGUGCCCCUCGCCAACACCACUACCACGCCAGCACGAUGGCAGAGGAACAGCAGCAGCAGUAACAACCAUGGCGCGCCAUACGAUCCCGUGUCACAAGGCGAGCUGGGUGUUGGCGAGCUCGAGGGCGCAAAGUUCAAGAUCGAACCUCUGCGGCGGACUGGCGAGGACGCCGAGACCAUGCGCGCAAGAUUGACAUACCAGUCCCGCAAGCGCGGCACCCUCGAGUCCGACCUCCUCCUCUCCACCUUCGCCGCCGCCCACCUGCCCAGCAUGACCCUCGCCCAGAUGCGCCAGUACGACCUCUUCCUCGACGAGAACGACUGGGACAUCUACUACUGGGCCACCCAACCCACCACCGCCCCUUCCUCUUCUUCUUCCUCCUCCUCCUCCUCCUCCUCCUCCUCCGCCACCAACACCCCGGCCGCCGGCCUGCAGAAUUCCGAACCCUACCUAGGCACCCAGGGCGCCGCGGAGGAGUGGGCGCAGACGGUGGGGACCUUCAAGCCCGCCUUCCGGCCUGUGCCUGCGCGGUGGAAGGACAGUGAGAUCCUCGGCCUGCUGCGGGCGCACGUGAAGACGCGGAGCGCGGCGGGCGUGCUGGGGAACCGGCGGGAGAGAGAGACGGCCGAGGGCAUGGCUUUUAUGCCGCCGCUGGGGGCGAGAAAGUAA